AUCUCAGAAUUCAAACUUAAAAGUAGUCCACUUUUUCAUUACUGAUGACAAAUCUAGUAGUAUUCCUUUCUCUGUUAGUACUGUUUCCCUUGCUUAUAUUAAGCUAUUUUCUUGUCAAAAUUUCCUACUCCAUCUUCAUAAAACCAAAAUUGCUGGAAAAGCUCUUGAAGCGGCAAGGAUUCAAAGGAACUCAUUACAAGUUGUUGCUUGGAGACCUCAAAGAUGUUGGCAAUCAAAUGGAAGAGGCAUGGUCCAAACCAAUUAGCUUAACCCACGAUAUUGUGUCGCGUGUUGAUCCCUUCACUCAUUAUAUGGUCCAAAAAUAUGGGAAGAUAUCUCUGAGUUGGCUUGGGACGUCACCAAGAUUGAUCAUCAUGGAUCCAACACUGAUAAAAGAAGUGCUCUUAAACAAGCAAGGCCAAUUUCAGUUACCACCAUUGAACCCCCUUGUGUUGAUUCUUACUAAAGGAUUGACAACUCUACAAGGUGAAAAAUGGGCUAUGCACAGAAAGAUAAUGAAUCCUGCUUUCCACUUGGACAAAUUGAAGGGAAUGAUCCCAACAAUUGCAGAAAGUUGCACGUUUACGAUAGAGAAGUGGAUGAAAACAAUUAGCCCUGAGGGGACUUCAGAAAUAGAUAUAUGGCCUGAAUUUCAACAACUUACCGGUGAUAUCAUUUCAAGAACAGCAUUUGGAAGUAGCUUCGAAGAUGGAAAGAAGAUCCUAGAACUACAAAAAGAACUACAACAACUUGUGAUUGAGGCUAUGGGAAUGUUAUAUAUUCCUGGCUUUAGAUUUGUUCCAACGAAAAAGAAUCGAAGAAGAAAGGACUUGGAUAGAAGGAUCACUUCAAUGCUUAAAACAAUUGUGGACACAAAGGAGAACAUGAUCAGAACAGGGGAAACAAGGGGAGAUGACUUACUUGGCCUGCUGUUGCAAUUUAACAAUGAGAAUAAUUCAGUAAAUAAUAGUCAGAUGACAAAGGAGGACAUAAUAGAAGAAUGCAAACAGUUUUACCUUGCCGGUCAUGAAACAACAUCGAGCUUGUUGACAUGGACUCUCAUUGUGUUGGCUAUUCAUCAGGAUUGGCAAGAAAAGGCAAGGGAAGAAGUUCUACAAGUUGUCAGGGAGAAGAAUCCUGAUGCUGAAGAAAUAAGUCGCCUCAAAAUUGUAACUAUGAUACUUAAUGAAGUGCUUCGGCUAUAUCCACCAGUGAUUGCCUUGUACAAACGCGCUUACAAAGAAUGUAGAAUAGGAGAUCUCUCUAUUCCAGCAGGAGUGGAUCUGACACUACCUAUAAUGCUAAUUAAUCGCGACAUUGAGCUAUGGGGUGACGAUGCAGAUGAAUUUAAACCAGAGAGGUUUGCGGAAGGAAUUUCACAUGCUUGCAAAGAUCCAACACAGAUGGCAUUCAUGCCAUUUGGAUGGGGACCAAGGACUUGUAUUGGCCAAAAUUUCUCCAUGAUAGAAGCAAAGAUUGCACUGUCUAUGAUACUAAAGCAGUUCUCCUUUAAGCUCUCACCAACUUAUGCUCAUGCUCCUUACACUGUUAUGACUCUUCAACCCCAACAUGGAGCUCACAUCAUGUUUCACUCACUUAACUAGGAUAAAUAGAGUUAUUAUGUGUUGAAGGUUAUCAUAAAAUAAGAAGAAAAAAAAUCAUGUCGUUUCCUUUCCCUAAAACUUUGUUCAGAUGGUUGUUACAUAUUGUUUCAUAAUAUAUCGUAUCGUAUUAUUUGUAUUGUAUUGUAUGGUUUUGUUUAAAUGAAUAUAGUGUUUGGAUA
Molecule: messenger RNA, 1783 nt
Organism: Solanum stenotomum
Lineage: Eukaryota; Viridiplantae; Streptophyta; Magnoliopsida; Solanales; Solanaceae
Product: cytochrome P450 72A397-like
Exons: 5
Coding region: 45-1604 (519 amino acids)
Molecular function (GO): monooxygenase activity; iron ion binding; heme binding
Source: RefSeq, a predicted model, not a curated record